CGCCUGAUACAGCACGACGUUCAGCUAUGGAAUACACAUUGACUUACCCAUCUAUAGGAUGAUCAGCAAUCGCUCCCAAUCCAUUCCGAUUGACACAGUGCCAGUAGUAGCCCAGUUGGCUAUAGAAUGUUUGACAGAGGACAGAGGAGAUGACCGUCGCCAGAGGAGGACCUGCUGCGGCUGUUUGGAGUCAAUAUUCAACUGGAUUCCGGUGUUCUUCAUAGUCUGCCUCAUAGUCUAUUCGUACUACGUAUAUGUGUGGCACUUGUGUGUGCAGAACAUGAAGCAGCACUCGGCUAUCGUCUUGGGUGUGUUCCUCUUCUGGUAUCACCUGCUGCUGCUGAUGUUCCUCUGGAGCUACUGGAGCAGCAUGUGGGCGAAGGUCAUGCCAAUUCCGGCUGAGUGGAGCAUACCCGACGCGGACUGGACGCGUCUGAGCAGAGCCAACGGCCUUGAGGAGAGGAGGCACAUUCUGAGCCACGUAGCUCUCAGAUUGCCCAUCACGAUGUGCGAUCAGAACGGUGUCGUGCGAUACUGUGGCCACUGCCGCAUCAUCAAGCCGGAUCGGGCCCACCACUGCCGGACCUGUCAGCGCUGCAUCCUCAAGAUGGACCACCACUGUCCCUGGGUGAACAACUGUGUGCACUUCCACAACUACAAGUUCUUCCUGCUGUUCCUGAUCUACGCCUCGCUCUACUGCCUGUACGCCCUAGUGACCCUGCUGCUCGAGCUCCACCAUGCCUGGGAUUUUGACUUUGACAACUUGGACCUGAACUCGCUGCAGACCAUGAUCCCAAUCGUCCUUGGCAUGAUUUUCACCGGCGUCACUGUGAUUAUGCUGGGCCUCCACAUCUACCUUUUGCUCUUGAACCGCACCACCAUGGAGUCGGCUCAUGCUCCUAUGUUCUGCAUUGGUGGCCGCACCAGGAAAGCCUUCAACCUGGGCUGCUGCGCCAACCUGUGCGAGGUGUUCGGCGAUAGAUGGUACCUAUGGCCACUGCCCGUCUACAGCAGCCGCGGCGACGGCCUCACCUUUCCCACACGGGAAGGCUCCGUUAGUUCUGCCCGUUCUUCUGAUUUCUAAUACGAGUAUCAGCCGGGGAAGCUCCAUCAAUAUCUUAAUUUACGAUUCAUUGGCAGCAAGUGCAUCUGCCACCACACCACACCACACCAGCCCAGAGCAGUGCAGAGCAGUGCAGUGCAGUCCCGCUGAGUGGCCACCAUCGAUAAAUCCUCCUCCACACGCUCCGCAUUCCUUUGCAGUACAAUUUCCACACAUUUCCACAUUUGCCACAGAGAUCGCAGUCGUUUAUAAAACGCUUAACAUUCGUGACAUAUUUCGCAUUUGGCUGCGCGUCGGGCACAGAAAUUUAUAGACUUUAUCCAUUAGGAAAACAAUUACGAGUGCAAACAAUGGCCAGCGUCCACUAUAUCGGGCUCCGCUCCGCGGGAUGGAAAGAAGGACUCCCUGGCCGGAGGCACAGCCAGAAGCAUUGAGCAUAUGUUGAGAUUGUCGCGUUGCCAGUUCAUUGUCCUGCCGAAGGAGCCACAACCACUGCCCAGAGUCGAGUAGAGUGGGGGAGAGAAAAAACUUUAUAUAUUUUCUUAUUAUUCCGCCACAGAAUAUGCGGCGAGUGGUGGACACGCGAUGGGGUGCUGGGGGAGGUGUCAGUGCUGGUGGCAGUGGCGUUGGCGUUGGCGUUGGCGACUUCUUGACUGCUGCAACACAAAUCCAAUUACCUUCAAAAUAAUAAACUUAUGUACAUACCAAAAAGGAAGGAAUGCCAUCCCCAAUCCCAGCCCCUG
Molecule: messenger RNA, 1806 nt
Organism: Drosophila miranda
Lineage: Eukaryota; Metazoa; Arthropoda; Insecta; Diptera; Drosophilidae
Product: palmitoyltransferase ZDHHC20
Exons: 1
Coding region: 59-1084 (341 amino acids)
Biological process (GO): protein targeting to membrane; peptidyl-L-cysteine S-palmitoylation
Cellular component (GO): Golgi apparatus; endoplasmic reticulum
Molecular function (GO): protein-cysteine S-palmitoyltransferase activity
Source: RefSeq, a predicted model, not a curated record